UUUGUUUCUAUGGUGUAGUUAUUAAUGGCUCAGAUAUAAAUAGUCCCAAUAGACAUGGUCCAGUUAUUCAUGGCCCUAGUAGCCAUGGUCUAGUUAUCCAAAAACCAUGGUCUUACUAUAAUGGUAGAGUUGUCUAUGGUUGCACAGUAUCCAUGGUACUGUUGUCCACAGUCCUAGUAACCAUGGUCCAGUUGUCUUAUGGUCCUUAUGAUGUAGUUAUAUAUGCUCCUAGUUACCAUGGUAAUGAUUAUAUACUGUCUCAGUUAAGUAUCCAAGAUCCAGUUAUCCAUGGUCUUAAUAGCCAUGAUCCAGUUUUCUAUGGCUAUUACAGUAUCCAUGAUCCAGUUGUUUUUAGUCGUAGUAGUGCUAGCAGUUGCCAAUGGUCCUUAUAGCUAGUCAGUCCAGUUGUCUCAUGGUCCCAAUAGCCAGUCAGUCCAGUUGUCUCAUGGUCCUCAUAGCCAGUCGGUUCAGUUGUCUCAUGGUCAUCAUAGCCAGUCAGUCCAGUUGUCUCAUGGUCAUCAUAGCCAGUCGGUUCAGUUGUCUCAUGGUCCUCAUAGCCAGUCGGUUCAGUUGUCAAUUGACUUUGCAGCCAUUGAAACAUAACAAGUCAGUCCAGUUGUCUUAUGGUCCUUAUAGCAAGUCAGUCCAGUUGUCGUAUGGUCCUUAUAGUCAUUUCAAGACAGAUCAAUCAUGUUUCAAGCAAGACACACAAAAAUGAACGUUUUGGAAUUUAGAAUGUUUACAUUACUAUCAGCUAUGUUACACAUUAGGAGCCAAUAAAAUGUCCAUUCAUUCAGAUCUAAAAAAGUCUACUAGACAGUAUGUAUUGAAGAUAUUUUUUGAGUUUAAAACAUCCUAACCUCAACUACAUUUUGAUCGGUUUGAAUUACAUUUAAUAAGAUAUGAUUCUGGCAAAUCUAGCUUGAGGUUAAAGAUUUAGGUUUCGUGAAUUGAAACAUCA
This is a messenger RNA of Owenia fusiformis, 961 nucleotides long. Lineage: Eukaryota; Metazoa; Annelida; Polychaeta; Sabellida; Oweniidae. The record is from the annotation of a GenBank genome assembly.